Brachypodium distachyon (stiff brome) is the source of this 909-nucleotide messenger RNA. Its product is annotated as ethylene-responsive transcription factor 15. Bases 196 to 756 code for a protein of 186 amino acids. Gene Ontology annotation, biological process: regulation of DNA-templated transcription; ethylene-activated signaling pathway. The transcript has a single exon. The record is from RefSeq and is a predicted model, not a curated record. Gene Ontology annotation, molecular function: DNA binding; DNA-binding transcription factor activity. NCBI's taxonomy places the organism in Eukaryota, Viridiplantae, Streptophyta, Magnoliopsida, Poales, Poaceae.
UAGAUCUCUCUGCAUCAGUGUAAAAUUUGUCAAAGUCAAACCCCAAGGAUCAUGACAGGACAGCUCUCUAUAAGAAAGAACCCAAAGCCCAAGUGAGAUCGAUCGACAAAGGAAAGUCAAACCACCACAAUUUCCACCCAAAUCAACAACACAAAUCAGCUGGAUCGAGCAGCAGCAGCACACAGCCACGGCGCCAUGUACUCUUCCUCUUCUUCUUCCUCCUCGGACUCAUCAUUUCCAUCCGAAUUGAGCAGCAGGAUCAAGCCAGCAAUGGCGUUCAUCGGGGUGCGGGCGCGGCCGUGGGGGAGGUACGCGGCGGAGAUCCGGGACUCGACGCGGAACGGCGCGCGCGUGUGGCUCGGCACCUUCGGCACCGCCGAGGCGGCCGCCAUGGCCUACGACCAGGCGGCGCUCUCCUCGCGGGGCGCGGCCACGCCGCUCAACUUCCCGCUCGCCCGCGUCCAGGACUCGCUCCGCGUGCUCGCGCUCGGCGCCGGCGCCGGCAGCGGCUCGCCCGUGCUGGCGCUCAAGCAGCGGCACUCCAGGAGAACCAGGCGCAAGAAAGCUGACAUACUGUCUGCGGUGUCCGGCAGGAAGAAGAAGAAGAGCAAUUGUAACAACAUGGCAGCGGCUGGGAAGAACGGAGAGCAGAAGCGGUUCAUCCUGGAGCUGGAGGACCUUGGCACCGAGUACCUGGAGGAGCUCCUCAGGAUCUCCGAGCAGCUCAUGUGUAGCACAUCCUCGGCUUCUAGCUAGCUACAUAUAUAGCCAGGCCAGCUUAAUUGUGAAUUCAUUCAGAGAGGGAGGAUGUGUAUAAAUGUGCAUGCAUUUUUGAUUCAGCACAUGACAGUUUGGCAUGAGCAUACGUACGUGAUAUACAGACUUAUGCAUACUUGCUAUAUAUUCAUG